This is a messenger RNA of Punica granatum (pomegranate), 2135 nucleotides long. NCBI's taxonomy places the organism in Eukaryota, Viridiplantae, Streptophyta, Magnoliopsida, Myrtales, Lythraceae. The record is from RefSeq and is a predicted model, not a curated record.
ACCGCUCUCAGUCAGUGGAUUGAAGCUUAUAUAUGUAAACGCAGCAGACAGUUCCUCUCCCCCGUCUUUCACCUUCUUCUUCUUCCUCUUCUUCUUCUUCAUUUAUCCAUGGAUCCCAACUCUCUGCUCUCCUCCUCGCUGUAAAUGAUCUAACCUACUCUUGCCUUUCAGCUAAGAAGAACAAACAAGGAAAAGGAAGAAAAGAAGGAAACCAACACCCACCCCCCCCCCCCCCAAACAAGGAAAAAAAAAAGGACCCGAGCGAUCAUUUGUGACAUGGAGAAGGUGGUCUCGGAGCCAUGGCGACCCGACCCGGUGUUGUUCCGCCCGCCGGAGACCCCACUUGAGCCCAUGGAGUUCCUGUCCCGCUCGUGGAGCGUGUCGGCGCUUGAGAUCUCCAAGGCCCUGGCACCGCCUCAAAUGCUGCUCUCCAAGCCCCCUUCCAGCGGCCCGCUUGCUGCCGCCGCCAUACCGGAGGACCUAGCCGGCGAGCUCGAGGACGGGGCCUCCUGCUCCGGCAACCCGUUCUCCUUCGCCUCCUCGGAGACCUCCCAGAUGAUCAUAGAGCGCAUCAUGUCACAGUCGCAGGAGGUAUCCCCACGCACUUCAGGCAGGCUCUCCCACAGCAGUGGUCCUCUCAAUGGCUCCUUAACCGACAGCCCACCUGUCUCCCCCUCCGAGAUCGAUGAUGCCAAGCAUUGCCGGUCAAACAACUCCUUCAACGUCCGGUCCUCCGCCUCUGUCCCCGGAGGGAACUCUUCCUUGACGACCCUGGGCAGCGGUAGCAGCAAGACCGUGGGGCGGUGGCUCAAGGACCGGAGGGAGAAGAAGAAAGAGGAAGCCCGUGCCCAGAAUGCUCAGCUCCAUGCUGCCAUUUCCGUCGCAGGGGUGGCUGCUGCGGUGGCCGCCAUCGCUGCUGCCACCGCCGCAUCCUCUGGGACGGGCAAGGACGAACAGAGGGCCAAGACCGACAUGGCGGUGGCCUCUGCCGCCACCCUCGUGGCCGCCCAGUGCGUUGAAGCGGCCGAAGCCAUGGGGGCCGAGCGGGAGCACCUCGCCUCCAUUGUCAGCUCCGCUGUGAAUGUCCGAUCCGCUGGUGAUAUCAUGACCUUAACUGCAGCUGCUGCUACAGCUCUACGCGGGGCAGCCACAUUAAAGGCGAGGGCAUUGAAGGAAGUGUGGAACAUUGCUUCCGUAAUUCCGGUGGAUAAAGGGGUCGGUGGGAGCGGUAACGGCAACAACGGUAGUUCUAAUAGCAGUAAUAGCGACGAGCUCGUACCGGAAGAAAAUUUCCUAGGAAUCUGCAGCAGGGAACUACUCGCUAGGGGUAGCGAGCUUCUCAAGCGCACCCGUAAAGGUGAUCUACACUGGAAGAUAGUAUCUGUUUACAUCAAUAGGAUGAAUCAGGUGAUGCUGAAGAUGAAGAGCAAGCAUGUUGCUGGGACCAUCACAAAGAAGAAAAAAAAUGUGGUCUUGGAGGUGAUAAAGGACAUGCCCGCCUGGCCGGGCCGGCACCUGCUGGAGGGCGGGGAGAACCGGAGAUACUUCGGGCUCAAGACGGUGAUGCGGGGACUGAUAGAGUUUGAGUGCACGAGCCAGAGGGAGUACGAUAUGUGGACUCAGGGCGUCUCGAAGCUUCUUGCUAUCUCCGCCGAGAGAAGUACUAGACAUAGGGUGUGAAUUCAGAUGUGGAUCGGAACAAGCGGAAACCGGGGGGCGUGACCCUUUUGAGUUUAUGACUAUAUAUGUUUACAAAUGUUUUGGUACUUAGAGGAGGGGGUGAAUUACGGGCAAAAAAGACGAGAAAUAGUCAAAUGGUGUCCGAUGGGAGAAUGUGUUUUGGGGAUUGUGGCUUUUUCGGUUCAUGAAGUGGGCAGUUGAGAUCAAAUGUCAAAAAGCAAGGGAGAUGGAAGAUUAGGGUAUGUGACUGUUUUAGGUAUAUAUGUUUUUUUAAGGUGAAAAAUCAUUAAUGGUCAGAAAGAGAGGGGAAUCAUAUCUGAUAUUCUAAGAUUUGGUUGGGGCUUUUUUUUUUUCAAUUUUUAAUCUUUAUUAAUUAUAUGUAUUGCUACUGUAAAAAGGGGGUGAGCAAUCAUGGAUAAUUUUUCAAAUUGUGGUUCUCCUUUUUUUUUUCCCCC